Raphanus sativus (radish) is the source of this 1374-nucleotide messenger RNA. RefSeq lists its product as uncharacterized. The record is from RefSeq and is a predicted model, not a curated record. Gene Ontology annotation, molecular function: RNA-DNA hybrid ribonuclease activity; nucleic acid binding. The coding region runs from base 1 to 1374 and encodes 457 amino acids. Lineage: Eukaryota; Viridiplantae; Streptophyta; Magnoliopsida; Brassicales; Brassicaceae. The transcript is spliced from 3 exons.
AUGGAAGUCUACAUUGAUGACAUGUUGGUGAAGUCCCUAGACGCCGAAGACCAUAUCUCACACCUUCAACAAGCUUUCACCACUCUCAGGAGGUACACCAUGAAGUUAAACCCUUCAAAGUGCUCGUUCGGAGUAAGUUCUGGAAAGUUCCUAGGGUACAUAGUCACUCACAGGGGCAUUGAAGCAAACCCAGAGCAGGUGAGAGCGAUCCAGGUGAUACCUUCCCCUCGCAACGUCAAGGAAGUCUGUGCGGUCCUAGUAAGGGAAGAAGGAAGAAAACAGCAUCCUAUCUACUACGUAAGCAAAUCUUUACUGGAUGCGGAGACCCACUAUAGUCACCUCGAGAAGCUGGCCCUUGCCUUAGUUAAUGCUGCCCGAAAACUGCGUCCCUACUUCCAGGCUCAUCAAAUCGUGGUAGUCACCUCCUUCCCCAUCAAGGCUGUUCUGCAUAAGCCAGAAGUGUCUGGACGACUAGCAAAAUGGGCUAUAGAGCUGGGGGAAUACGACGUGAUCUUCCGGCCUGCAACAGCCAUCAAAUCGCAAGUCCUGGAAUAUUUGGUAGCUGAAUUCUCUCCUGCCAUGCUUCCAGCCCUAGAACAAGAGGUAAAACUUCGUGAUAGCGAAGGGGAGAAAGGCGAAUGGACAAUGUACGUUGAUGGGUUUAGUAACGUAAGUGGCGCAGGCGUGGGACUGAUGGGGGUGGAAGAUAUCCAGGUCUUCAGCGAUCCACAACUGAUCAUAAGCCAAGUCCAAGGAGACUAUCAGGCGAAAGAUCCGAGUAUGAUCAGAUACCUAUCUGGGGCCAAGAAACUACUCGACAGGUUCCGACAUUAUAAGCUCACCCAGAUUCCUAGGGAGCACAACUCCCAGGCUGAUGUUCUAGCUAACCUAGGGUCCGCCCUAGAAACUACAAGUCAUACGAGCAUCCCAAUACUGGUACUCCAAUGGCCCGCGACCGAAAAGGAGACGGAACCUGAAGAAGUAUCUGUGGUAGACGAAGGAGAGACCUGGAUGACGCCCAUCACCAACUACCUAAGGUAUGACACCUUGCCUGAAGAUCGUGACGAAAGUCGGAAGAUAAGGCGCCAAGCCGCAAGGUAUUGCUUUUCUGAGGGGAAAUUAUACCGAAGAUCCUUUUCAGGACCCUAUCUACGAUGUCUUACCCCUAGAGAAGCCGCCAGGAUAUUAGAAGAGCUGCAUGAAGGAGAAUGUGGUUCCCACUCUAGUGGUCGGAGCCUGGUACUCAGAGCUAGAAGAGCAGGAUACUAUUGGCCAACCAUGGCAAGGGACUCCCUAAAACAAGCCAAGCUCUGUAGUCAAUGCCAGAAGCACGCGCCAAUCCAAACCUUCCACCAGAGAACCUCAAAUCCCUAA